Messenger RNA from Sodiomyces alkalinus F11, 1539 nucleotides. RefSeq lists its product as hypothetical. Gene Ontology annotation, molecular function: protein binding. Bases 95 to 1495 code for a protein of 466 amino acids. The transcript is spliced from 4 exons. The record is from RefSeq and is a predicted model, not a curated record. NCBI's taxonomy places the organism in Eukaryota, Fungi, Ascomycota, Sordariomycetes, Glomerellales, Plectosphaerellaceae.
CGAUGAUAUCGACCAACACUCAUCACAAUCAUCACAAUCAUCUCACUUCCAUCAGACGUCUAACGCUUUCGUCAAGUCAUCCGUCAAUGUAAACAUGUCUGAAACGACGUGUCUUACUCUGCUACCAGCAGAAAUCCUCCAUAAUAUUCUCCAAUGGGUCGACCCGCGGGAUCUGGGCCGGUUGCCCCGCGUCAGUCGCUUCAUGCGAGACUAUAUCCGCAGCAAUCGUAAACUAUGGAAAGAUGCCUACUUGUAUAAUCUGGACGCACCUGAACGAGAUAUAGACUGGGAGCAGGAGCUUCGCGAUGUUGUCCGACUACAACUCAUCUGCGCUGCCCCCAGCCCUAACCGCUCGGACAACGAGAGGGAGCUCCUCUUCGUCCACAACGCCGUCACCAGGCUCCUUCGCCACGCAUCCCCCACCGGAGGACCCGCGGCCCCUCGCAUGCCCACGCACUCCGCCUCGCGCAAUGCGAGCCUGCUAGCCCGGCUCUUCCGAGACGAAAACGCCCGCACCGCCUUCUUCACCCGGUCUUUCCUCUACCGCCGUUCGCGGGGGCCGAGCAUUCUCAGUUUCGCGGAAUGCAACACCCCCGUGCAGCAGGCGAGCGCGCAGCUGCACUGUCUCUGGGGGCGCCCCCUCCUCAACUCGGGCCGCACGCGCAGGUCUCGGAUGCAUCCUUUUGCGCUCUCCAAGGUGUACGACCUGCGCGAGUACACCGUGCGCACGCGCUGGGGCCCGUUCAUGGAUGAUGGCUCCGACCGGGUGGACUGGGAGAAGAUGGAGGCCAUCAUGCUGGUGCUUGGGAGUAACAUCAACCAGGUCCAGGCUAGUUCACCGGCUUUUCUCAGCAUGUGGGAUUCUCCUUUUGCGGGGUCUUGGGCUGGUAGCUGGAUUCCGACGCCCGGGCGGAAGCUGAGUGGUUUGGACUUGCAGGAUCCUUAUGGGAUUUCUGGGACGUGGUUGAGGGUUGUCUGUUUCAUCGACUACAACGACUUCUUUGCCUUCAAUUUUCUCGCCUCUCAGCGUGUCCCUGAUGGUUAUCCUUGUCCCGCUCUGGAGACUGGCGAGGCCACCCGUCUCAUCCUCAUGAAACUUCACGUCACAUCCAUCGAGCCCCCUGGAGAAGAAGAUGGCCAGGGUCUCCCUGUGGUUCACUUUCGUGGCAUCUCGCGGUCCCUCCAUAACUCCUGGGACAACAACGCCGAUUCGGACUUGCGAGGAACAUGUCGACUGACUCGGGAGGGCGAUGUCCGGUGGACCACCUUCUCUAUCUUCGACGGCGAGGAACGCUGGCGGAGCGAGAGCGUCCAGGUUGGUGGAGUUAAGUCUGCCCGAGGGGUCCUGGGCAACUGGUUUGACGUGUAUGUGUGCACAAACUUCCUCCCCAACCCCUCAUCCGUUCCUUAUAUCUCCAUGCUAUCCUCACACGUAGACGUCACAGAAACUAUGACCAGCACGGCCCCGCGGGUCCCACGGCGUUCUGGAAGCUGAACGACCCGCGGCCGUCCAAAGACAACGAGAGUGAGAACGACGAG